AUGGGGCUGAGGCUGAAGGUCCGUGGGCGGCAGGACGAAGCGGGAGCUCUUCCCGGCAGUGCGAAGCUCCCGGCGGGGAGGAGCGGGCGCUUUCCCUGCGCGCGAGCCGAGCGUUUCGGCAGGACUGAUAGCGCCCUGGGAUAUGCGGAGCGCAUGGCGGUAUCCACCGUGCGGGUGUUGAACGAGGGCGGGAGGGCCUCGUCCCGCCAGGCCGGGGCGAUGCUGCCGCCGGGGCGGGUGCGGAGCUUGGCGGUGGAGCUGGAGGGCGGCGGCGGCGCCUACCGCGUCGGGGAGCUGCUGCGGGGCCGCGUGCGGCUGGAGCUGCGCGGCGCCCUGCGCCUGCGGGCGCUGCAGGUGUGCGCGCGCGGCCGCGCCACCGUGCACUGGCUCGAGAGCCACAGCAUGGGCCUCAACACCGUCUACUGCAACUACACCGCGAGCCAGACCUUCCUGCACCGCUGCUGCCACCUCGUCCCCGGUAAGGCUGCUGACACGGGGGACACCAUCCUGUCCCCUUCACGCGCCGGCGCCAGCAGCGCCUACACGCAGAGCUACAGCGAGCGGCUGGAGUUCCUGAGCCAGCGGCGCACGCUGCUCGCGCCCGCAGACAGCGGCGAAGUCACCGUCCUGCCGGCGGGAAGACACGAGUUCCCCUUCACCUUCCAGCUCCCCGAGACCCUGGCCACCUCCUUCGAGGGCAAAUACGGCAGCGUGCGCUACUGGGUGAAGGCCAAGCUGCACCGGCCCUGGGCCGCCGCCAGGAAGGCCAAGAAGGAGUUCACCGUCAUCGAGCCCGUUGACAUCAACACGCCCGCCCUGCUGGCUCCACAGGCGGGUGCCAAGGAGAAGGUUGCCCGGGCCUGGUACUGCAACCGCGGGCAGGUUUCCGUCACUGCCAAGAUUGACCGAAAAGGCUACACCCCAGGCGAAGUCAUCCCCAUCUUUGCCGAGAUCGACAACGGCACUAGCCGAGCCGUCGUGCCCAAGGCCGCCAUCAUCCAGACUCAGACCUUUGUGGCCCGCGGCACCAAGAAGCAGAAGAAGCUGGUGGUGACCAGCAUCGUGGGCGACUCCGUCGCGGCCGGCAAGAGGGACGUGUGGCACGGGCGGGCGCUGAAGAUCCCGCCGGUGGGCCCUUCCAUCCUCCACUGCCGCAUCAUCCAGGUGGAAUAUUCCCUAAAGGUCUGCGUGGAUAUUCCCGGCAGCUCCAAGCUGAUCCUGGAGCUGCCGCUCGUCAUCGGUACCAUCCCGCUGCAUCCAUUCGGGAGCCGCACCUCCAGCGUCAGCAGCCAGGGCAGCGUCCACAUGGAGUGGCUGAGCAGCAUCCCGGAGCGGCCGGAGGCUCCCCCCGAGUACUCGGCGGUCGUGUCCAGCCCGGAGCUGGAGCAGAGCCUGGCGCCGCCGAGCCCCGAGCUCGGCUCCGCGCUGGACGGGGGACCCUUCUUCGCCUACAUCCAGGAAUUUCGCCUCCGGCCACCUCCGCUCUACUCGGAGGUUGACCCGAACCCGCCUGCGGAGACGACGCGGCCGCGCUGCAUGACCUGCUGAGCCGUGAGCGACCACGCUGUGAUCCCAGGGAUCCUGGCAACGGGGACACCGCUCCC
Messenger RNA from Nothoprocta perdicaria, 1604 nucleotides. It is a transcript of the gene ARRDC2, whose product is annotated as arrestin domain containing 2. Bases 1 to 1548 code for a protein of 515 amino acids. NCBI's taxonomy places the organism in Eukaryota, Metazoa, Chordata, Aves, Tinamiformes, Tinamidae. The record is from RefSeq and is a predicted model, not a curated record. The transcript is spliced from 10 exons. Gene Ontology annotation, cellular component: plasma membrane; cytoplasm. Gene Ontology annotation, biological process: protein transport.